Cuscuta campestris is the source of this 3504-nucleotide messenger RNA. The record is from the annotation of a GenBank genome assembly. Lineage: Eukaryota; Viridiplantae; Streptophyta; Magnoliopsida; Solanales; Convolvulaceae.
CUAGUACAGUUUGACCGGUCAAGUAAUUUACACCAUCAUUUUUGGCGCCACCCGUGGGACUUUUAAGGUUUCUUCUCUUCUAAAACCUACCCACAAGAAAACCACUCGAAAUGUCUUCCAGCCAACAGAUCAACGCUACUUCCACUCAGGUGCAUGCCACCAACGAGGGUACCAGCAUCCCUGUGGCUGCUACCAUACCGGUCAUUUCAGCCCCGGUGUUGCCUUUGGGUCUGAGCUCUGUUCCGACGGCCAGCGUGAUCAGUCCCUUCGCGACCCCCGUCCCUUCCGCUGGACCGAGAGUUACGUUCCCACCAAGCAUGGCUCAGUUCAUGAAUGACCCAGCCAACCUACAAGCCAUCCAGGGCUUUGGCCAGGUCAUGGCCAUGUGCCAGCAGAGCGGGGGGAUGCCUUUCCUCCCUGGUAUGUUCCCAUUCGCCCUUCCAGGCGCGGGAACCAUGCCCCUACAAGCUCCGAUGGCGGUGACGUCGUUCCAGACGCCGAUGCCGCAGCCAUCACCUUUCCAGCCCCAGCUGGUCAGCACCAUGGCCCCUGUCAACUUGACCGGUGCACUUAACGUUGCAGGGCCGUCGCGUCCCCCGCAGGGUACGAAUCCGCAAGUCACCCCUGAUGGUCAUUGUGUCUCAAUUGAGAGCGAUGACGGCGAGUGGGACGUUUCAAGGGCCCACAAGAAGAAGAAAGGAAAAAACAUCCGGCCAGCGACCUUCCGAAACUCCGCCUUCGAAAGACUGGGGGAUAGGGAGGAAGGCCAGAGGAAGUCAGCCAAGCAAAGACUGGGGCAGAGCGUUGCCCAUGUCAGCGCGUUCGCCCGGCUAGGCGAGGUGCGGGAGGCCGAGCCUGCCCGCACCCGGCGCUCCCAGUCUAACCGGCAGGAGCCAGCAAGGACGAGGGCCUCUCGUCAGGAAGAGGAAGCAGAGAGUCAGCCCAGGUUACCGGUGGCGAACCGGUUGACCAUCCCAAAUGACCGCAUCCAGCAGAUGGAGGCAAAACUAGAAAGGCUGGAGAAGAAGGUCGGAGAGAAGAAUGACCGGGACAAACCCCAAGCAGUGUCCCCGUUCACCACAAGGGUCCAUUUGACACCUUUCCCGCGAAAGGUUAAGAUCGACGCCCCUAGAUUCACCGGGAAGGAAGAUCCGGAAAUCCAUCUGGACUCCUUCAACCAGAGUGCGACCAUGAACGGUUGCACCGAUGAAGAAAAGUGCCUACUUUUCUUCCAGACCUUGCGGAACCGAGCCACUGAAUGGUUCAAUAAGCUUCGCCCGGGAAGCAUUAACUCGUUCAGUGAUUUGGCCUCAAAAUUCAAGGCCAAGUUCCAGGAGAAUUGUACUAAGAGGAAGAAAUUCACCUAUCUUAGUACAGCCGGGCAGAGGGAGUCUGAGAACCUUACUCAGUUCCUUACCCGGUGGAAGGAAGAGGUAGACAAGGUGGAAGAGAUGGAUGACAAGACCGUCCUCUCCCUCCUCUUAAAUGGCUUACGUGCUGGGGAACUAUACAAGGAGUUCUGCCGGAAACCCGCAGCCACGUACCAAGAGGCCUACCAUACUGCAUGGGAGUUUGCUGAAGCUGAAACCCAGCUCCGGGCAAAGAGAGAAGCUGAGCAUGGUCACAAGCCCAAGCCGGUGCAAGUCAAGAAGGAAGAAGCACCGGGACCUAGCCGGCCGAGGCACCACUAUGACCCGGUCAUCCGAGUGGUCAAUACGCCAGCUGCCCUGGGAGAUGACCGGGACAACGACCGGCGGAGGAAUAACCGGCCAAGGGAGCGGCAACCUGCUCCCGAAAAAGAGCACAUCGGCAUGAUCUUCGGCGGACCCGAGGGUGGAGAUUCAGCCGCGCAGCGGAAGAACUGGGUCCGGAGCAUUUACGUUGGAGAGGUAAGUGCUGAACCGCCCAGGCGUAAACAUACUAGGAGAGAGCCUAUCGUCUUUACUGACCGGGAUCUCCCUCCUACCGGUGAAGAUCACAAUGAUCCAUUGGUCAUCACCAUGGACAUUAAUGGGGUGGAUGUCGCCCGGGUACUUGUUGACACCGGCAGCAGUGUCAACAUCUUAUACCUGGAGACCUUCCAAAAACUCAGGUUGUGUCGAACACAACUUGAACCCCUCAAAACCCCUCUCUCAGGCUUCACGGGGGACACCGUUGAAGCUGAAGGAUCCAUAGUUCUACCGGUCGAACUAGGAUCAGGUGAAAAGACCGUGUGGAAGAAGAUGCGGUUCAUAGUUGUGGACAUCAAAUGCGUCCACAACGCAAUUCUUGGAAGGCCAGGCAUCAAUAGAGUCGGGGCGGUGAUUUCCAUGCCUCAUCUAUGCAUGAAGUUCCACACUCCAGGCUUCACGGGGGACACCGUUGAAGCUGAAGGAUCCAUAGUUCUACCGGUCGAACUAGGAUCAGGGGAAAAGACCGUGUGGAAGAAGAUGCGGUUCAUAGUUGUGGACAUCAAAUGCGUCCACAACGCAAUUCUUGGAAGGCCAGGCAUCAACAGAGUCGGGCCGGUGAUUUCCAUGCCUCAUCUAUGCAUGAAGUUCCACACUCCAGGUGGUGUGGGUGAGGUGAAGGGCGACCAGAGGAAUGCCCGGGAGUGCUAUGCCCGGGCAGUCAAGAAAAUGACCAAGGGGGUCAAUGUCAUCUCCCAAGAAAUCAAAAAGGGAGAGACCCGGGAGAAAUUGGAGCCCGAGGCCGAGACGGUGGAAAUCGAACUUCACCCGGGUGAUUCUUCGAGGAUGGUCCGAAUUGGAACAAAUCUCCCCGAGGAUCUCAAGGUAGAAAUCACACGGGUCCUCCAAGAAUACGCAGGCAUAUUCGCAUGGAGCGUGGCGGAUAUGCCCGGGAUAGAUCGCUCUAUUAUCUGCCACCGGUUGGCCGUGAGGGAAGGAAGUCGACCGGUACGCCAGAAGAAGCGGUACCUAGCCAGUGACGGGCGAGACUUCGUCAAGAAGGAAGUGAAAGACCUCUUCAGUGUUGGUCACAUCCGGGAGGUCAAAUACCCGGAUUGGCUGGCCAACGUUGUCCUCGCUCCCAAGGGCGACACGUGGAGAAUGUGUGUGGAUUACACGAACUUGAACAAGGCCUGUCCGAUGGAUUCAUACCCCCUCCCCAGUCCAGAUCAAAUGGUGGACGAAACUGCGGGGUGCGAACUCCUAAGUUUCAUAGAUGCCUUCAAGGGUUACCACCAAAUCUAUAAUACCCCAACCCGCGUAACCCAAACCCGUGAGAUAGCGGACCGGUGUGCCACUGGAUUGGUAUCCGAAUAUACAACAUUUUCAAAACAAUUUUAAACAAACGUUUUUUCAAUACAUAUAAAAAUCCAUCGGAGUAAUUUAAAAUAAUGCGGAAGCCUUUUUAAAGUCAAACAACUUGGGAUCUUGCCCGAAAACGUAAUAAGCAUUAAAGUUAAUUAAAUAAAGCAUAAUCAACAGAUUAAAGAGACAGCCACGCCAUCGUACAUCUCCUCCUCAAUGCCCUCUGGGAUCGGCUCUAGGUUCAUCUGUC